Gastrolobium bilobum is the source of this 1019-nucleotide messenger RNA. RefSeq names its product vacuolar protein sorting-associated protein 29-like. The record is from RefSeq and is a predicted model, not a curated record. Lineage: Eukaryota; Viridiplantae; Streptophyta; Magnoliopsida; Fabales; Fabaceae. Gene Ontology annotation, biological process: intracellular protein transport; retrograde transport, endosome to Golgi. The coding region runs from base 180 to 743 and encodes 187 amino acids. Gene Ontology annotation, cellular component: endosome; retromer complex. The transcript has 4 exons.
CGUUUUGGUGCAGUCACGCACGGUCUUUGGUUUUGGGUUCAUUUUUUUUAUUCUACCGGCCAGCUUCGGUGAAGUCCCAGUCUACGAUCUCACCGUUCACGAAGGUGGCGUUUCGUUACAAACCUCCUCCUCUCCUCCUCAGGUUCCCUAAAUCAACUUUCAGUUUUUGAUUGUUGAGGAUGGUGCUAGUCUUGGCCCUGGGGGAUUUGCACAUACCCCACCGGGCACCUGAUCUUCCUGCAAAGUUCAAAUCCAUGCUUGUCCCUGGUAAAAUCCAGCACAUCAUUUGUACUGGAAAUUUAUGUAUUAAGGAAGUUCAUGACUACUUAAAGACUCUUUGUCCUGACUUGCAUAUAACUCGUGGUGAGUAUGAUGAAGAGACAAGAUAUCCAGAGACUAAAACACUAACCAUUGGCCAAUUUAAGCUGGGACUAUGCCAUGGUCAUCAGGUUAUUCCAUGGGGAGACCUAGACUCACUUGCAAUGCUACAGAGGCAGCUUGAUGUAGACAUCCUUGUCACAGGUCAUACCCAUCAGUUUACAGCUUACAAACACGAGGGUGGUGUGGUUAUAAAUCCAGGUUCUGCAACAGGGGCCUACAGCAGCAUCACUUAUGACGUCAACCCAAGUUUUGUCCUUAUGGACAUUGAUGGUCUGCGUGUUGUGGUCUAUGUAUAUGAACUUAUUGAUGGAGAGGUUAAGGUAGACAAGAUUGAUUUUAAGAAAACAUCCACAAGCCACUGAGCUCAUUAAGCACUUGUAUUUUUUCUUACUCUCUUGUAUCUUUCGUUUUCUUAUUUGGUCGUAUAGGUUUUUUCCUCCUUCGAACUUUCCAAGGCUGUACUGUUUAGUUUUAUUUUGCUUGGAACACCUGUAUUUUGGCCAUAUCAUAGGAUUCUUAGGAUUUGAUCUAUUGCUGAUUUCUGUGAAACUUGUGACUGUUUAGCAAUGGCUUUUGUGUAUUCCAUUUUACCAGUGAUUGGCCCAGGGAUGAUAUGAAGCAAAAUUUUUGUUAAUCAG